Messenger RNA from Gongylonema pulchrum, 1623 nucleotides. NCBI's taxonomy places the organism in Eukaryota, Metazoa, Nematoda, Chromadorea, Rhabditida, Gongylonematidae. The record is from the annotation of a GenBank genome assembly.
AAGGUGCACUAUAGCAUUGUCGCCUCCAGGGUAAAUGGUUUUUCCAUUGAUUAUGAUAAUGGAUUAGUGAAACUGCAUCGGAAAUUGGAUUCCCGUUCGAAUCCAGUUACUUUGCUUCUAAGAGCGAAAGAUUCCGGGCAACCAGCUCAGUCCACAACAGUCAACUGUCUUGUGAACAUCAUCGACAUCAACGAUCACAAACCUCGUUUCUUUGCCUCACGACAAGAGUUAUUUGUGGAAGAAAACGUACCGAUUGGUUAUGAAGUAACUCGAGCAUUCGCUGUUGACGAAGACAGUGGCGCGAAUGGCUUAAUCACUUACUCGCUGGAAGCGGAUAAUGAUAGCAAAGAAACCUUUCAAAUUGAUGCUACAACAGGAGCAGUUACAACAGUAACUAAAUUGGAUAGAGAAACCAGGGAAAAAUACGUGCUCAAAGUGAGAGCUGAUGAUGGUGGUGAUCCGCCGCUAUCGGACACUCUAUUAAUAACUAUAACAAUACGAGAUAUCAAUGAUAACACACCGUAUUUUGAGCCGGACAUUUAUAACGUUACUAUACCCGAAAAUACCGCUCGUGGAACACAACUCAUCAAUGUAAAAGCCAUUGAUCGGGACAGUGAGCAGAAAAUUGUGUAUCGUAUCGAAAAGUCAGACAAAGGGAUCUUCUCCCUAGUUUAUUCAGCUGAACAGGGAGCAGUAUUAUCACUAUCCGGUGAAAUUGGACGCACGGACGAUGUGUUGCGUGUGGUGAUAUCGGCAACAGAUCAUGGUGGUUUGAAAGGCACUUGCACAGUAAUCAUUACUGUGACCGACGUCAACACAGCUCCGGUAUUUUUGUUGCAUCCAUUUACGGUGCACGUCCUGGAAAAUGUCCCUGUUGGUUCUGAAGUAAUGCACAUGAGAGCCGAGGACUACGACAGACAUAUGAAUGCCAAACUCACCUACACAAUUGACAGUAAAGAAUUUACUAUAAAUGAGCACACCGGCUUAAUAGUGGUUGCUAAGGAGCUUGAUCGUGAAGAACAAAAUAGUUAUGUGCUGAACGUUACCGUCAGUGAUCAAGCGGCUAGUCCACUUAGCUCGAGCACACUUCUGGAAGUUAUUGUGGAUGACGUGAACGAUAAUGCUCCAGAAUUUACGUCAGAAAACUAUACGGUAACAAUAGCAGAGGAUACACCGAUUGGAACAUCGUUCAUACAAAUAACAGCUACUGAUGUAGAUGAGGGAGAUAACGCACUUAUUGACUAUUAUCUGAUGGAGCAGGAUGGUGAUAGUGCUGCGUUUAAGUUGGAUCGGUCAUCUGGUACGCUGCGAGUAAUCAGUAAUCUAGAUCGUGAAUUGAUUCCAAAGUAUUUGUUAACGAUAACGGCUCAAGAUCGCGGUAGCCCAUCCUUCUCAUCUUUUUGCACCGUAUCAGUGGUUAUUACUGAUGUGAACGACAAUGCUCCACAAUUUGAGUCAUCGCAGUACGACUUAUGGGUUGCUGAAAAUAGUCCGGCUGGCACAACGAUUGGGACUAUCAUAUCCCGUGAUCUAGAUGAGGGAGAAAACGCACGCAUUCAUUUUCGAAUAUUUGGUGGUAUUGACGCAAAAUUUUUUGACAUUCAAGAGGUAAAAAUUCUAUAA